GGUCACGUGAGUUCCGGGCAGGGCGCGGGCCGGGCCGGGCCGGGUCGGUCUCUUUGUUUCUCUUCCUUCUCCGGCUUCCCGGGAAGUCACUCUGCCAAGGCAGGAAUGGCGUUCGCCUGCGGAGCGUGGGGCCAGGACGCCUCCAGCCACCCCGCACUCGGCGCGGGGCCCAUUGUGAGCCCGUUCCUGAGCCUCUUGCUCUCCAUCUCCGCGGGGCUGUCCGAGGCCGAGCUCGACUCCAUGAAGUUCCUCUGCCGCGACAAGAUCACAAAGAGGAGGCGCGAGUCUGUGCGGAGCGGUAGGGAGCUCUUCGAGAUCCUGAUGGAGCAGCAGCACAUCGGCAGCGACAACCUGCACUUCCUUAGGAAACUGCUCGAGCACAUCCGCAGGGGCGAUUUGUUGUCACAGCUGGAGCAGUUCGAGGAGGAAGAAGGGCUUGGUGCUCCUGAUGAUCAGCCAGAUGAGCAGGAAAAACGUCUUCUCAAGUUAGCUAAUGAUGUCAUAUGUGAGAACGUUGGGAGAGACUGGAAAAAGCUGCUGCGACAACUUGGCAUGCCAGAAGUGAAACUGGACAGAAUAGAGGCAGACUAUCAAUUUAAAUUGUAUGAGCAGCUUUUCCAGGGACUUCGGGAGUGGCAGAGAUGGAAGGGGAAAGAUGCAAAGGUGGCUGACUUAAUAAAAGCUCUUCGGGGCUGUCACCUGAAUUUGGUGGCAGACUUAGUUGAAGAGAAGAUCUCACAGCUGAACACUGGAGCCAGAUGAAAUCAAUAU
Neopelma chrysocephalum (saffron-crested tyrant-manakin) is the source of this 771-nucleotide messenger RNA. RefSeq names its product Fas associated via death domain (gene FADD). Gene Ontology annotation, molecular function: protein binding. Gene Ontology annotation, biological process: regulation of apoptotic process; signal transduction. Lineage: Eukaryota; Metazoa; Chordata; Aves; Passeriformes; Pipridae. The coding region runs from base 106 to 762 and encodes 218 amino acids. The record is from RefSeq and is a predicted model, not a curated record. The transcript has 2 exons.